ACAUGUGGACGUUAUUGUAGGAAAUGCCGUGUGUGCGUGUGUUUGUGUACACUGUUUGAGGGUGUGAACACUGCUCUGCCGACCCACCAGUUCCUCCCAGUGGCUUGUCAGGAUUAGCGUGAGUGUGUGUGGCGCAUAAGAAGAUGUUUGUUAAGGAAUACGCUCACAAAACUGUACAGGUCCCCCAGCCGCGUCGCCGACAUCUGUGCCCUGCCGUGAGCCGCCUGCCGCCCUGGAUUACUACCAGAGAACCCGGGCCUGCUUCUCUGUUCUGAGGACGCCGGCCUGUCUACGACGCCCCCGUCCUGGGGACGUUCCUUCACUAUCCCGCACCAGCCGUCUGGGAUUCCCCCAUCCCCCACCCUCCUUUUCGUCCCAUAUAACCCCCCCCCUCCCAUCCCCUACCCAACUAUCCCUCCUUCAGCCGUCCCAGACCCGGGAUCUCUGGAGGAAGUCUCGCCCUGUAGAAAGGAAUCGUUGCGGGUUUACUGCAGAAUCUCCCCUCCGGCGGCUCCCUCAAGACGCUAGCGUGGGAGAGGUCGUUGAGAGGAGUGUUCAGUGGCGGUGUAGUAUUAGUCUGUGGGAGGGGGGGGCAAGUAAGUGGUCUCCCACGUAGAGGCGUAAGUGGUCUCCCACGUAGAGGCGGAGUAGUGAUGAUGGCCGUGUCAGUGGUGGCUGCGCCGGCAGGUCUCCAGUGAAGAUGAAAUAUACAUCUUUAUCACAAACUGUUGGACCAGGCUUGGGCACUUAGCAGUAGGUGGGUGUAUAGUGGGGUGUAUAGUGGGGGUGUAUUGUGUGUGUGGUGUAUAACGUGUAUUAUAAGCUGGAAGACAGGGACUUCUUGUAUAUAGCCAAGUCUGGAACAUGCCAGCCUUGAGGUGAUUCUCACUUCCACCCUGUUCCUGACCCCAGCCUCCUGACCCCUGUCGCUCAACUUGACCGCCCUCUCCUAGCUGGCCUCCUGACCUCACGAUGGACACCCUCCACGCGCCCGCUCCCGCCCCCGCCCGCGAGAAGGCGGUCAACGGGGGCCACGCCCAUGUCAUCACCUCCAUCAACUCGCCGCUACUGCCGCCCAAGGUGGCCCACCACGUCCCCCCGCCCGCCCACACCCACAUCCCGCCCACACACAUGGCAUCGCCCCUCCUCAGGCACCGAACGCCCCUCCCCGCACCGCCACUCAUUGCCCACCAGCAGCCGCCACCGCCGCAGCCGCCGCCGCCGCAGCGCCCUCCACCACAACGUCCUCCACCACAGCGUCCUCCACCACAACGUCCUCCACCACAGCGCCCUCCACCACAGCGCCCGCCACCUCCCACGCCCACAAACUCACCAAGACCCGCCCCGAAGGAUCCACCUCCCGCCGCCCACUCCUCACCUGCACUAGGUGAGCGAAGUGCCAGCAGUGGAGAGAGUGAGGGCGGCGGACCCGACCCGCCCAAACACGGGGCUCCCAAUGGCCGCGUAUGUGGCACCCCGAAGGAGGAGGACUCCUCGGACACCGACAUGGAGAUCAAGAGUCUUGACCUGACCGCACGCGUGAGCCUACGGGAGCGUGAGGGCCCAGAGAGAGUGCGGCCCAUGUCGUGGGAAGGGGAGCUCUCCGACCCCAUCCUCACCAAGCAACCUCCACCACCUCCACCUCAGGAGGAACAGAUGCGGGUCGACCCUGAGGAACCCAUGUCCCCCAUGUCCCCUAUGUCUCAGGGCUCGGACCACGACCACGAGAAACCCACCGUCAGACAGGUGAAGGUAGAGGAGUGUUGUGACGAGGGCACGGUGUUCUCCUCGCAGCCAGCUCCACACACUGACUCCCCGGUACCUGCCAGAAGUGACUCCGGGUGCGAGGUUCACCCAGGGCCCUACACGCCCAGUCAGAGCCCCCUGCUGCCACGCCUCCACCCUCACACCCACUCCCCAACCCACCUCUACUCUCCGACACAGUCGCCAGGACCCAGCAGACACGUCUCGGGCUUCUCCUCCCCCUACAGCCACACACCGUCAACAGGACUGAGUCGCAACAACAGCGAUGCUUCUCAAUAUGGCGGCUCCUAUAACAGCUACUCCUCAGCCCCUUCACCUAUAUCCCCAACACACUACUCUCCCUCUCAGUCUCCUAUCCAACAACGGCAUAUCAACUUCCCAAUGCCAACUCAUCAGUCGCCCAACCUGGGUCGUGUGCCACAAUAUCCAGGGGCAGCUCCUGGGGUACUUUAUGGUGCACCCCUUGACCUUCGAGACAGCCACAGUCUCAUAGGUCACCCAGACUCCUCCAAGGACCCUAAAGAUGAUGACCGGCUAACAACAGAUCUAGCACAACACUCUGUGAUAGCAGCACAGUCUGGCAUCACCAGGCAACAACUUAUCAACAGCCCGUGUCCCAUCUGCGGAGACAAAAUCUCAGGCUUCCAUUAUGGCAUCUUCUCAUGUGAAUCAUGUAAAGGGUUCUUCAAGAGGACGGUGCAGAACAAGAAAAAUUACGUCUGCAUGCGGGGUGCUUCUUGUCCAGUCACAACCAGCACUCGAAAAAAGUGUCCAGCCUGUAGAUUUGACAAGUGCCUGUGUAUGGGUAUGAAACUAGAAGCCAUCCGUGAAGACCGUACACGUGGCGGGAGAAGUACAUAUCAGUGUGCGCCUUAUCCUCUUCCACCUACGUUAGUGACACCUACCACCUCUGCACAUCAUUUUGAUCCACAGAGGCUUCCUGAUGCCACUUCAGUAAAAGCUGAACCUUCUGACAGUGAUGAACUUAAACACUCACCAUCUAAUCAGAAGAGACCAAUACCUUUACUCUUGCAGCAAAUCCAUGAUGUUGAGCACUUAUGGCACUGUAGUGAGAGUGAGAUGGCAGAGUUACGACAGUCUGAGCAGGCAGCUCGCCAGGCUAUGGAAAACAAUUCGCCAGACUUCCUGAACAACUUGUGCCACAUUGCAGACCAUCGACUCUACAAGAUUGUCAAGUGGUGUAAAUCUCUUCCACUUUUCAGGCACAUUACGAUUGAUGACCAAAUAUGCUUGCUGAUCAACUCCUGGUGUGAGCUGCUACUCCUCUCUUGUUGCUUCCGUUCUAUGGAUUCCCCAGGUGAAAUCAGAGUCAGCUCAGGUCGCACCAUGACCUUACAACAAGCAGAGGUCAUGGGUAUAGGACCAUGUAUCGAGCGUAUGCUCAAUUUAACCUAUCAGCUAAGCCGCCUUCAGGUCGACAAGUAUGAAUACAUGGCCAUGAAGGUCAUUGUUCUCCUGUCUUCUGAUGUCUCAGGGCUACAAGAGGGGGAGAAGGUUCGGGACUCCCAAAAGAAGGUGGUCCAAGCGCUGCAAGAGUAUACACUCACGCACUAUCCACACUUGCCUCCGAAGUUCGGAGAACUUCUCCUCCGCAUCCCCGAACUUCAGCGCACGUGUCAGGCGAGUAAGGAAAUGCUCUCUAUGAAGAAGAAGGAGGGAGAUGUGCCAAGUUUCAAUUUCCUCUUCGAGCUACUAAGAGGGGACCAUUAGUUAAGGUUGGAGUGCAACCUCGUCUUCAGCGUCAGUUGCUGCAUCUCCCUCAGGUAUGCAUCAUCUCUUCGGGUUCAUAAUAUGCCAAGAUGCGGAACAUUGUCAAGAAAACUACCGCACAUAAAGGACCAAUUCAAUUUACUGCAACAGUGAGAUAGGAUAUGUAGUUUAUGAUUCCGAAGUGAUGAUAUCCCCAUGGCUGUGACAAGUGGACGUCAAUUACUCAUCCCACCUUGUGUACUCAUUCAUCACCAUGCAAACAAAACUCAUCUGGAAUAUGUAAAUCUAUGAAUCUGUAAAUUUAAAUAACUCAAGGAUAGAUUUUCUAUUAAAUAGAUAUCACUACUUACAUAAUUCCUAGAUACCAAAUGUAAUUAGAAUUUCCAAGUGAGACUACUGGGUAGAUUAGAAAAAAUAUAUUAUGUAUGACAUGAGUUACCUUUUGUUGAGUGAAUGCGUCCACUGCCAGUAUACCUGAUGGGAGAUCUCCAAAGGCUGUGGCAUGGACUCGAAGCUACACACUGUCUUCCAGUGGAUAUACUCUCAGAAGCAGUAUUUUUUUAGCAUAUCUCCCCCCAUGCCAUGUGUCCAGCGUCGCCUGUUGCUGCUGUUACCUCUGGUGUCUCCUCUCACUACCUGAAUGUCCAAAGAAUGUGAUUGAAUCUGGUUUGUUUGAGUGCACAUUUGCAUAUUUAUUUUUAAUAUAGCAACCGGUGCAUAUUGUUACCUUUACUUUUAUGGCUAGUCUCGGCUCUCUCUGUAGAUAGAGCUAGACGACUUUUUACCAUAAUUUAUCUGAAGUUAAUAUUUAUUUUAUUUAGAAUUAUUAUUUUUAUUUUUAUCAAUAUUAUUUUUAUUUUAUUAUCAAUAUUAUUUUUAUAUUUUUUUUUCUUAAAUUGAGGAGUGUAUUAUGGAGGCUAUGGUGAGAGGAAGCAGCAGUGUGUUGACUUGUGGUAGCAUUGGUGGAGCAGCAGCAGCAAUAGAGGUGCCAGAAGCCUCCUCAGACUAAAACUCUCUAAUGCAAAUUGAUGCAUCAUAAAACAAAAUUUCUCCUCAGUUUUUUGUAACUUGAAAUAGGUCAUUUUUAUUUUAUUUUAAUAAAUGCUUUAAUGGCAUACGAUUGCCCGUUGACUGACAGUAUUGGACACCUACUAGUCAUUCGACAGUCACAUUAUACCACUAAAGUUUUAAGUUUUAUAAAGAUUGUGCAUAAAUUCUGGCCUAAGGCAGUUUAUGAAGGAACCCCCAGUGAUAAUCGAGUCAGUGGUAUUAGAGAGCUCUGGUCUUUGUGUGGCUGUGUGAAUCUGUGACAAUUCCACGGUGCUGAGGAAUUGUGCAACAUGAUCACGACGGGAGGGUGUUGAAGGAGUGCCAGAGAGGCUGUGGGGUUCUGUGGCUACCUAUUACAUGUUUCACUACUUGCCUCUACUUUCUCAUCAGCCACUAUUUUUCAUAUACUUUUGAUAACCAGUACACUCUGAAAAUCAGAUUGAAAUACUCUUACAUGAUAGGGUUGAAAAUCAUAGUACAGUAGUAAUCUAUUUUAUAUACAUGCGUUUGUAUGCAUACAGUGCGUGUGUGUAUAAUAAUAUAUAUAUAAUGUGUGAUAAAGUUCAAGAGCAAAUAUAAUACUGUAUUAUACAAACAUUAUGGGUUACAAAACUGAGGCAUUAUAUGAAUGCAUGCAUGCCUCUUGUGUAAGACUCUUAAAAAGAGUAUAGUAUAACAUUAUCCCUUCUGAAGUGCAUAAUAUGUUAUUUAUUCAAGUCAUUCCUUUGCAUUUGUCUAACACUGGUUCUUUGAGGCAAGUCAAAAUGAUCAAAUGUAUCCCAGCAGUCAGGUUACUUGACUUGCAACCAAAUAGUCCCAGGUUCAAUUACAUACAGGACAAGAUGUUUGGGUAUGUCUUUAUGCCUUAUGCCUCUGUUCACCUAAACAGUAAACAGACACCUAGAAGUUAGUCAGCUGUUAUAGAUGGCCUAGGGGAACAUAGACAACCCUAACAGGCUUUAUAUCCCCAACAGUAAGAACCUAUUUAAGAACACUGGGUUAGCUGAGGUAAUGAAGCAGAUCUGUGGUGUGGCCAGGAAUUGUGAGAAGUGCCACACACACUACAACAACAAUCACCCUUUAAUUAACAAAUUUCGAAUACCAGGCAUGAAUUCAGAUUGCGUGUUUCACUUUUGUAACUCUUGGUGUUUAUACAACAAAAUCACUCUUAAAGUUUAUCGAUCACAUACACACCAUGGAUUUUAUACCUAAUAACCAGAGUUGCCUAACAAGUAAAAUUUUUUAAAUUGUCAUUAUUUUAGGAAAAUUCAUUUUGUUUAUUGAUAAACAUUUUCAUUUUAAGAUACUGUAUAGUACAUCAAUUAGAUACAAGUUUUUAUUUUUUUAGCUAAAAAUUAAGGUAACACUGAUCUUACAUUAAUAUACAUAAUAUUCCAGUGCUUUCCCUGACAUAGAAAAAUAGGCUUAAAUAAAUUAGUAAUUUAAUGUUUUUAAUAUAAUUAAAAGAAAAUUAAUAAGAUUUUAACGAAAGAAAAAUUAUCUGGCGGUUAGAAAAAAUUGCCUUGCCUUCUAAACUUUGUAGUGCAGUUCUGGACAUUAGGUAUGACAUUUAUACACACAUACAUUUUAUAUAUAUACACACAUACACACACACACACACACACACACACACACACAUCAACCCUGCAGCACAGGCCCAAGCAUGACACCAUCACCCCACCAACCUGUUACACUGUACCUGUCAGCCAGCAACUAAGUGUGGCAUUGUGGUACCAUAGAGUUAUUUUACAUUCAAUUUCAUAUUUCUUUAAUUUCUCAAUUUAUAUGCAUCUUUUUUAUUUAAUUUAUAUACUGUACCUCUUGCAUUAUAUUAUAAUGUUAUAUUUUAUAUAUAUAUACAGUACCUUUCCAAAUAUUGUUGACUAAAUUUUAUUUGUACAUCAGAAUUGUUUAUAUGAAGAAUUGUUAUGUCAUGUUCUCUGAAAAUAGUUUUCUUUUCUUAUUUACAACUCUAUGAUUCCAUAGCGUCAGACAUGACGAGCUACAAAAACUGUAAUAUCUUCUGUGAUGAUAAGUUGCACAAGCUCCAUGGUACUAAACUAUCAAUUGUACUGUACUGUCUUGGGUACCAUUGGGUGGAAAAACAAGUGAGAUAAGAGUGAAAUGCAAGCUUUUAUGCUGGACUUUUUUUCAGUAGUAUAUACAAUAGACUGUGACCAAUAUCUGUAAUGUUGUGCAAGUAUAGCCUUGAACAGAGGUCCCCCGACCUGAGACAUCUUUUUGUGAUAUAUUGUACACGAGAAGCCUUAAGUCUUAUGUAAAAGAUUCAAAAAAUGGUGUGCAGUGAUGGGGUCAUUCCGACUGCCUAUGGCUUACAUAACGUACCAGAUUUGAUGUCUAUGGUAAACUACUUCUCAAACCAAUAAACUGUGUCUUUCCACUUUCUUUAGUAGCUCACACUGUGUCGUUGUUUUGCCUCUCUUCCAUCUUGCGCUGUGCACAAGAUUAUUUUGGAAGAGACAAAGAGAUGGUACUAUUGAAUUUAGUGUUCUAUGUUUUCUAUAGAAGAGAUUUUAAUUUAUUUGCAUUACAUUUCCUGAUAUAUUUUUUUUCUGUUUCACACCACUUUCAUGAAGGCUGUUAUUGGUAACAUUCCAUUGAUGUCUAAGCUGAUUAUUGCCCUUUUGGUAAACAAGAUAUACUCUUGUGAUAUUAUUUUAAUAAUGAGCAAUUCUGAGGCUGCUGGAUUAUUCCAAAGAGCCGAGGUGGCCUCAUGAGAGUGGUGCAUGGGUCAGCCGCGAGAUGGCGUGCGGGGGCCCCUUCCUACUCGCCUGCACCAUCAAUCUAAAUAUCAGAAAUAAUUUAUUUUUGCUCUUUAUGUCAGAGAUUUUAUAAAGAUUAUAUUUAUUUAAAUUUUAUGUACUUGUCAUAAUAAAAGAUGGUUUGUGGGCGAGAGGGCGAGUGGUCUCAGGGAUCCCCCGUGCAGAACGCAGCAAAGACCGUCCAGGGUGCUGACAUUGACAGAGGCUAGUGGGCGUGGCCUUGUGCCGUCGGGGGCACAUGGGCAGAACUCACCUCUUUUUUUUUUCAUGGUGCACUGAAACCUUGUUUAUCCAAAUAUCAUUCAUACAAAUUUCUUCCUUGUUUAAUUGUAAUAAAUAUACAAUAUCAUGCAUUAAAAUUCCAUUAUAUAAUUGUAUUAUAAAGCAUCGGAGACUGUUUCAUGAUUGUAAUGGAAUGCAGACGUUGGGAUAAUCAAGUGUUCUUUGCACAACACCACCGCAAGAUGCCCAUGCGCCCCAGACGCCUGUGUGCGCCCAUAUCAGUCCACCCCGGCAAGCCAAAUCACUAGUCCUUACACACUUUGUUAUUUCGGAGCAUGACUCUCGAAUACCACCAGGUUUACCAGAUUAGUUUGACCCUUCCACCUAAGUCAUUAAAUCCUUACCUGGUAUUACUGAAAAUAUUGGAAUCUCUCGCCUCAUUGAAUCUCGAAAGGUGAUUACAAAAAUUAUUCCUCAUGAAAGAAUUACAAUGAAAGAAACCUACAAAUCAAAAUGAACUAUAAUGUGUGCUAUGGAGGAUUUUUCAUAAAGCUAGGUCGUUUGUAUUUUUGGUAUCUUGUAAAUAGUUGUUGUCUACUGGAGCAAGUACUUAGUAUUUUAAGGAAACUUUUAAUAAAUAUACUUAAAUAA
Messenger RNA from Procambarus clarkii (red swamp crayfish), 8201 nucleotides. Its product is annotated as nuclear hormone receptor FTZ-F1 beta. Gene Ontology annotation, biological process: hormone-mediated signaling pathway; regulation of transcription by RNA polymerase II; tissue development. Gene Ontology annotation, cellular component: RNA polymerase II transcription regulator complex. Gene Ontology annotation, molecular function: RNA polymerase II cis-regulatory region sequence-specific DNA binding; nuclear receptor activity; zinc ion binding. Lineage: Eukaryota; Metazoa; Arthropoda; Malacostraca; Decapoda; Cambaridae. The record is from RefSeq and is a predicted model, not a curated record.